Anthonomus grandis grandis is the source of this 1805-nucleotide messenger RNA. RefSeq names its product lysyl oxidase homolog 3A-like. Gene Ontology annotation, molecular function: copper ion binding; protein-lysine 6-oxidase activity. The record is from RefSeq and is a predicted model, not a curated record. Gene Ontology annotation, biological process: peptidyl-lysine oxidation. Bases 28 to 1518 code for a protein of 496 amino acids. Lineage: Eukaryota; Metazoa; Arthropoda; Insecta; Coleoptera; Curculionidae. The transcript is spliced from 7 exons. Gene Ontology annotation, cellular component: membrane.
AUUAAACGUUGAAAAUUCACUUCUAGUAUGGGUUUUAUUGUGUCGAAAAUGCCGAGUGUCAAGCACCUAGACCUAAUUUUAUUUUUAACUUGUGCGGUAACGACGAUCGCGUCCACCACGUCCGUCGAAUCGUUGAGUAAGAACAAAAGUAUUUUGAUCCGAAAACACUUGAAAAGACUGAAAAAGAUCGACGGCGGAAUACGUUUGGUGGGCGGAAGGGACGAGUACGAAGGAAACGUGGAAAUACUCUAUCAAGGCACAUGGGGAUCGGUAUGUGAUGACGAGUGGGAUCUUCAAGAGGCCUCAGUCGUCUGCAAACAACUCGGCUACCAGAGUGAAAACGCUCAACCAACCAGCAACAGCUAUUUUGGAAAAUCUAAAAGGAAAUUCUGGCUGGACAACAUCUUCUGCGACGGCUCAGAAGACGAGUUGGCCAACUGCAGAUUUGACUCAUGGGGUAAACAUGAUUGCACUGAUUCUGAGGCGGCCGGAGUCAUUUGCUUGGAGCUAACUCGGAAACCAGUUGAACCUAAAAAAUCUUAUAAAACCAAAAUCAAAAGUGUUGUCAAGAAGAUUCGACUUCAGGGUGGCAGAGUGACAUCAGAAGGAAGAGUUGAGUUUCUUAACACCAGAGGAGGUUGGGAUCAAAUUUGUGCUGAUGGAUGGUCUUUUAGGGAAGCUUUGGUUGUUUGUAGGACCCUUUCUUUAGGUUACGCUGCUGAUGCCAUCCAAACCACUUACUUUGGAGGUAACCUCACAGACACCAGCCUGGCAGGAGUAAAAUGUUUCAGCAACGAAACUGACUUCGGAGAAUGCAUUUAUGAUGAAUCACUCACUGGUAGAUGUGAGGGCAAAGAGGUGGCUGCAGUAGCUUGCACUCACUCUUUGUCAGACCUCGUGAUAGAUCAAGAGGAGCUAAUCAGGUCAGCUUACCUCCAAGACCUCCAAAUGUUCUACCUGCAGUGUGCCAUGGAAGAAAACUGUGCUGCAUCGUCGGCUUAUCAGGUCCAAAAAGAGAACGACGCUUGGCAUUUGGAAACCAGAAGGCUUCUGAGGUUUACCGCAAGGAUUUUGAAUGCUGGAAAUGCUGAUUUUAGGCCGUUGAUACCCAAGCAUUUGUGGGAAUGGCACAUGUGUCACAUGCAUUACCACAGCAUGGAAGUCUUUGCGACAUUCGAUAUCUUCGACUCCAAAGGGAAAAAAGUGGCGGAGGGGCAUAAAGCCUCCUUUUGCCUGGAAGAUAAUCAGUGUCUGCCAGGCGUGGAGCCCAAGUACGCGUGUGCGAACUACGGAGAUCAGGGAAUUACCGUCAACUGUUCGGACAUUUAUAAACAUACCGUCGACUGUCAAUGGGUGGAUAUAUCCGAUCUGGAUCCAGGAAACUAUAGGAUUAAAGUGGCGGUGAACCCGGAAUAUAAAGUGGCCGAAAUGGGUUACGAUAAUAACGCGGCCAUGUGCGAUUUUAUUUAUACGACAGCCCAUGGGUCGGUGAGGAAUUGCCGUUUGGAGUUGCCCUGAUUGGAUUGGGUUGAAUAAACGAUUGUUAAGAAGUUUUUUGAAGUUUAAUUGGCAAAUAAGGCUGGACUAUUACGGUAAAUGGUGGAGGUAUCAGGAAAUUAAGUUAUGAUAGUUAAAAGAAAUUUGAAUGACAAAAUAAAUGAGACUUAAAGCUUUAAAAGAAAUGGUGGAGGUACCAGAACAGUUUUUGACUGUUCAAGAAAUUUAAUUUGAUAAUUAAAGAAAAAGGCGAUAAUUUUGGAUUAUGUACGUUUUACAGUACAGUAAAAAAAUUUGUAGCAAAUGAG